UUUUGGUGUUACACAAAGGCACAAGCCCCACUGUCCUCUUACAUCACAUUUGUCUCCAAAGAAAAAGUGACUCAAAUUCCUUUCAUUUCUCCACCCAUUCUUCCUUCAAUCAUCUUCAACUCCUCUCAUUUUUUAAUCUCACACCCACCAUUCUACCUUUUCAGAUGACCCACCGGAAAUUCUUGAUUUUCCGGCCACCGCCAGCCAACUAACCCACCAACCAAAAACACUAAAGACUCAAACUUUAUCACAAAAACACACAAAUUCUUCAAUUCUGACCUCUACCCAGAAUUUAUAACACCAUUUUAUCCCACCCCUUUUGGGAGAAAAUACAAUGGCUACUGCAAACAACACAGAGGAAGCUGCAGCAAAAGGAGUGCAAAAGCGUUAUGAAGGGCUAGUAAUGGUGAGAACCAAGGCGAUUAAAGGGAAAGGAGCUUGGUAUUGGUCACAUUUGGAGCCUAUUUUGGUGCACAAUUCAGAUACAAAUUUACCCAAAGCUGUGAAACUCAAGUGUGGCUUAUGUGAUUCUGUGUUUUCUGCUUCAAACCCAUCAAGAACUGCUUCUGAGCAUCUCAAGAGAGGGACUUGUCCUAAUUUUAAUUCCUUUGUUUCGAAGCCUGUUUCGUCCAUUUCGCCAUCUGGGUCUACUCCUUCUCCGGUUGUUCAGUCCCCUGCACCACUUAGUUUAGCUUCUCCGCAGCACCGGAGUGGCAAGAAACGCAAUUCUUCAUUUUCCGGCAGGACUAAUUCUAGUAGUCAUCAAGUUCAGCCACUUGCUGUUGUCGAUGCUUCGAGAUUUUCUGUUGAGGUUGCUUAUUCUCCGGUUGCCCUGGGUGGUGGUGGUGGUGGGGUUUAUGGGCAGCACAACCAGUUUUCGCAAUCGCAACAGCAGGUACAGCAGCAGCAGCAUUUGAUUUUGUCAGGUGGAAAAGAGGAUUUAGGUGCAUUGGCUAUGUUUGAGGAUAGUGUGAAGAAGUUGAAGAGUCCGAAAGCCAGUACACCAAAUUUGAGCUUAAAUAAGAUUCAGGUUGAUUCUGCACUUGAUUGUCUUGCUGAUUGGGUAUAUGAUUGUUGUGGUUUAGUGUCGUUUUCGUCUUUAGAGCAUCCUAAGUUCAAGGCAUUUCUUAAUCAAGUUGGACUGCCAUGUGUUUCUAAAAGAGAAUUGGCUGGGGAGAGGUUGGAUGAUAAGUAUGAUAAAGCUAAGGCGGAGUCGGAAGCUAAAAUCCAGGAUGCUAUGUUUUUUCAGAUUGCUUCUGAUGGUUGGAAAUCAAAGAGUUUUGGACAUAUUGGUGAAGAGAAUUUGGUUAAGGUAGGUUUGAAUCUUCCAAAUGGGACAAGUGUGUUUCGGAGGGCGGUUUUUACUAGUGGUUAUGUGCCUUCUAAGUAUGCUGAGGAGGUUUUAUGGGAGGCUGUUUUGGAUUUAUGUGGGAAUAAUUUGCAGCAGUGUGUAGGUAUAGUUGCUGACAGGUUUAAGUCGAAGGCUCUGAAGAAUUUAGAGAAUCAGCAUCAUUGGAUGGUCAAUCUUACUUGUCAGUUUCAAGGGUUUAAUAGGUUGAUUAAGGAUUUAAUGAAAGAACUUCCAUUAUUCAAAAAUGUAACUGAGAACUGUUCAAAACUAGCUAAUUUUGUUAAUGGUAAAUCCCAAAUUCGAGAUAUCUUCCACAAGUUUCAGUUGCAGGAAUAUGGGCAUGCAGGGUUAUUAAGAGUACCUUCUCGUGGUAAUAGGCUGAGUUUUGGACCUGUCUACACUAUGGUGGAAGACAUAUUGAGCUCUGCUAGGGCUCUUCAGUUAGUUUUGCUUGAUGAUUCGUAUAAGGUAGUGUCAAUUGAAGAACCACUUGCGCAAGAAAUUGAGGAAAUGCUGAGGAAUCCCCAUUUUUGGAAUGAAUUAGAAGCAGUGCAUUCAUUAGUAAAACUGAUCAAAGGAAUGGCCCAGGAGAUAGAAGUGGAGAGGCCACGUGUUGGGCAAUGCCUUCCACUUUGGGAAGAUCUUAGAGUUAAAGUGAGGGAUUGGUGUUCGAAAUUCCAUGUUAUUGAAGCACCUGUAGAAAGAGUAAUUGAUAAGAGGUUCCGGAAGAAUUAUCACCCAGCUUGGGCUGCUGCCUUUAUACUAGAUCCCUUGUAUUUGAUUAGGGACUCUACUGGGAAGUACUUGCCGCCAUUCAAAUUCUUGACACCUGAACAAGAGAAAGAUGUCGACAAACUCAUAACGAGGCUUGUUUCUAGGGAAGAAGCUCACAUUGCGCUAAUGGAGCUUAUGAAAUGGAGAACAGAAGGGCUUGAUCCAGUGUAUGCCCAAGCUGUACAGAUAAAACAGAGGGAUCCUCUAACAGGAAAGAUGAAAAUUGCCAACCCCCAGAGUAGCAGGCUUGUGUGGGAAACUUAUCUUACAGAGUUUAAGGCACUUGGGAAAGUUGCAGUAAGGCUUAUCUUUCUUCAUGCAACCUCAUUUGGGUUCAAGUGCAAUGUGUCUUUCUUGAGAUGGAUUAGUGCUAAUUCACAUUCCAGGGCAGGUAUAGAUAGGGCUCAGAAACUGAUUUUUAUUGCUGCACAUUCAAAGCUUGAGAGGCGGGACUUUUCUCAUGACGACGAUAAUGAUGCAGAAUUCUUAAGCGUGGCAAAUGGCGAGGAUGAUGCAUUAAAUGAAUCUUUUGUUGAUGCAUCCUCUGUGUAAUAUUCAUCCCUUCAAUCCCUGAUUUUUCCUAUUCUAUAAUCCUCAAUUGUAGAAUUUUUCCUUAUUGUUUCCACAUAGUUAUUCCCUCUAAUUGGUACUAUAGGUUUUCUUUAGAGGUUUUAAGGGUGGCCGAGAGGGAACACCAGACGCGGAACAGUUCAACAUACAGUUGCUUCGCCACAUCAGGAUUUUAGCUAUUACUAAUUUUUUCAGAAUCAUGAGUUUGCCGAUAAUAUUUCCGUCUGUAAAGACAGAGAAUGUAGUAGACAUGCAGGGGUCAUGUGGAGUGAAUAAUACUUUAUAGAGGGGAAGUGAUUUUUCCUCCCUUUUCUUGAAGGAA
Molecule: messenger RNA, 3017 nt
Organism: Daucus carota subsp. sativus
Lineage: Eukaryota; Viridiplantae; Streptophyta; Magnoliopsida; Apiales; Apiaceae
Exons: 1
Coding region: 335-2677 (780 amino acids)
Source: RefSeq, a predicted model, not a curated record